Molecule: messenger RNA, 4163 nt
Organism: Polyodon spathula (Mississippi paddlefish)
Lineage: Eukaryota; Metazoa; Chordata; Actinopteri; Acipenseriformes; Polyodontidae
Product: integrin alpha-E-like
Exons: 32
Coding region: 79-3576 (1165 amino acids)
Biological process (GO): cell-matrix adhesion; cell-cell adhesion; cell adhesion mediated by integrin
Cellular component (GO): integrin complex; external side of plasma membrane
Molecular function (GO): integrin binding
Source: RefSeq, a predicted model, not a curated record
UGUCGCUGGUUUAUCUGAUUCACAAGUACCAUCCAGCCCAUUUUGCAGACGGUUUUAACGACUAAUUAACAUCCUGAUAUGGCACUUAGAUAUAUUUGUAUUUGGAUAACAGCCGUUUUGGGUGCUGUGGAAUGUUUUAACAUUUACACCAAACCCCUACACACUCUCCGAAGAGAUGAGCGCACACUGUUUGGACAAACAGUCCUUCAGUAUGGUGAUGGUAUAUUGGUUACCGCUCCAUUGGACUCCAAUGACAGAAAGCAGUAUGGAAAGCUGUACAGGUGUGAUUUAAAAUCAGACGCCUGUAACAACGUGAAGCUGGGAGACAGCAAGAAGGGCUACAUUCGACCGAUCCUUUCAGCAGCUAAGAGUUCGGGGGGACUGAAGUUCAUGAUCUGUCAGCAGUACAGAACACAUAAAGGGAUCAACGAGGAUUUGAAUGGAGUCUGCUCUUCUUUCCAGUCCACUAACUUUCAAAAACCUCAAACAUUUGCUCCUGCGCCACUGGUUGUAGAGUGGAUGAAGAGAAAUUAUACUAACAGCAAAGGCAACAACAACAACAACAACAACAACAACAACAACAACAACAUCUACAAAGUGGAGUCAGCUGCAGGGUUCAACAGUCCAACGGGCACAAACAGUAAUAGCAAUAACAACAAUGCUGAAGAUUUGUAUCCUGAUGAAGAGGAAGAUGCUGGGACAGAAAUUGCUUUUGUUCUGGAUGGAUCUGGGAGUAUCGAUGUAAACGAUUUUCAGAGGGCAAAGGACUUUAUCUCAAAUAUGACGAAAAAUAUAUGGGAAGAUUGUUUUAGUUGUGGAUUUGCCAUUGUACAAUAUGGAGAAGAGAUACAAACUGAACUUACCCUGAAUGAAAACAAUGACACCAAGUCUGUACUAAAGAAAAUUCAGGAUAUAAAGCAACUUGGAAAGAUCACAAAAACUGCAUCAGCUAUCCAGCAUGUGCUUGAUAACAUUUUCAUUGAGGAACAGGGAUCACAAAAGAAUGCAAGGAAGGUUAUUAUUGUAAUCACUGAUGGAGACAUAUUUAGGGAUCCGCUGAAGAUAGAAGACGUCAUGAAUUCACCUAAAAUGACAAACGUGACUCGCUUUGCUAUAGGGGUCGGGAAGGAAUUUGAAGGGCCAAAAUCCAAAUUGUUGCUGCAAAAGAUUGCUUCUGAACCAUUUGACAAACACGUAUAUAAAGUGGAUAACUAUGCUGCUUUGGAUGGUCUGCUGGCAAUGCUGGAAAAAAGCAUCACAGGGAUAGAAGGGACACAAAAGGGAACUGCUUUCCUGUUUGAGAUGGCACAAGCUGGCUUCAGUGCUCAGUUUACAGAUUAUGGAACCGUUCUGCUGGGCGCUGUGGGAGCCUAUGACUGGAGUGGCGGAUUAAUCUUAAAAAGUCAAACUGAUGACAGCGUGAGGUUUCUGAAUGAGUCAUCAGCAACAACAGCCAAAUACUCAUACUUAGGCUACAGUGUAGUUGCUGUGAAGGGAACAAGUGGCAAUCUGUUUGUGUCCGGAGCCCCUCGCCACAGCCUCACAGGGAGGGUGCUGGUGUUCGAUGGUGACACGUAUGAAAUGAGGCAAAGUCUAUCCGGGACCCAGGUUGGUUCCUAUUUUGGCUCAGUGUUGUGUGCUCUUGAUGUGGAUCGGAAUGGCAUAACCGACUUCCUUCUGGUCGGAGCUCCAUUCUUUCAUAUACGCGGAGAGGAAGGGAAGGUUUAUGUGUACAAACUUAACAAUCAUAGAGAUUUGUUUGAAGAGCCAGUGCUGCUACAGGGAAUGGAGGGCUAUGAUUUCGCAAGGUUCGGCAUUGCCAUCAGCAACAUAGGCGACAUUGAUGGCAAUGGAUACAAUGACAUUGCAAUAGGAGCACCCCUUGAAGUGGACUCCCCUGGAUCCUCUGGCAGUGUCUACAUUUAUAAUGGCUUCAGCGAUGGCAUUAGUGUGAAGCACUCCCAGAGAAUUGCGGCUGUUGAUUUCACUGUAGGACUCAAGUAUUUUGGCCAGUCGGUUGAUGGAAUGACAGACCUCAAUAAUGAUGGAAGGAUUGAUAUCACAGUGGGGAGCCUCGGGACGGUCACGGUGUUUCAAUCUUUGGGUGUCAUUGAUAUCACUCCUGUUGUGAAAUUUGAUCCUGAAAGGAUUCCCUUGUCUUAUCAAAGUAGCCUGAACAAACCAAGCGACCCAGCAAACACAGUCCUGUUAAAUAUAUGCUUUCAAACCAAAUUAAACUGGAAAACCUUUGGAUCAACUGGACUGGCUAUUGAAUACAAUGUGUACGUGGACACUGAGAAAGAGAGUAAACGGAUGAAGCUGGCUGACAGAGAGUCACCCACCACAACUUUUAACAUUACAGAGAAGGCAGAGUGUGUACACCCACUCAAAGUGCAGUUCUUGGGCUGCCACGAUGACUGCUUUUCGCCUGUAGCGGUCAAGGUUAAUUUCGCUCUCCAGAACAGCUCUGCUGAGCCCUCGCAUGGAAUUCUCAAUGCUUUCAGUGACAAUGAAAAGACCACACAGCUUCAUUUUGAAAAAAGCUGUGCAAAGGAUGUGAAAUGCAUUCCUAAUUUGUCCUUAUCAACAAACAUGACAAAUGAUCUCACACUGAUUGUCGGUGGCAAUGAGGAGAUGGUUAUAGCUUUUAAUUUGCUGAACUCAGGGGAAGACUCCUAUAUGACAGCUAUGGAACUGAUAUAUCCCAGCAUUCUGCAUUACAAGAAGAUCGCUUUGUUUCAGGAAAAUACAGGUACUUCCUGUGAAGAUCCUGACUCAUUAGCACCUUCGUUAACGAGAUUACAUUGCAAAAUAGGAUUCCCGGUUUUCAGAAAACAGUCACAUACAAACUUCACCAUCUCUUGGCAGUUAGAUUCUAUGAAAUCUGAGACGAAUGUAGCACUGAUCAAUAUCAGUGUUAGCUGUAAAAAUGAUGGCCUGAAACUUCUUGUGCAAGAACACCACAGGAUUUCUGUGAAACAUUCCCUGAAAAUGAGUCUCACAGGGGAGGCCAGCCCCUUGUUUAUGAAUAUAACUGAAGAUAUGAAAAGUGGUAUAUACCCCCUGAAAUACUUAUUUAAGAUCAAUGGAGAAAACCAUUUUGGCGCUGAAGUUAAAGUAAACAUAUCAAUUCCUUUGAAAAGACCAGGAGGUGGAAAAUUAACCGUCACGAAGUUCAGUUUCACAAAGAAAAGCACACAUUGUACCUCACCUCCAGUCUCGCCAGCAGGCGUGCAUGCUAUUGAUUGCACUGUUAGAGACGAAGAGGAGGACAUUGUUGUUGGGGCUGAACUCCUUAUUGACGUUGAAAAGAUAACUGUGGAUAAGAUAAAGGCUACAGCUGUUCUUGGUUUUGAUAAAGAUUGGUAUGUCUCAGAAGAAACUGAUCAACACAGCAAAGAGGUGUCUGUCACUAUUGAGAAGAUGACGGUGCAUCAACCCAUGGCCUUGAUUAUUGGGAGCUCCGUUGGAGGAUUUGUGAUUCUGGGAAUUUUGGUUUUAAUCCUGUGUAAAUGUGGCUUUUUCAAGAGAGGUUACAAGCAGAAACUUGAAGAGAAAGAUGCUCAGCAGGACUAGCUCUCCACAGAAAAACGACAGAGAGAACGGAAGCCUUGUCCUAAGUGUUUAUCACUGUCAUGAUAAGGGUUACGAAGCCGAGGUUCUCAACAGAUACAAACCCUGUUCAGUAAAGUUUGUACCGGCAUGUUCACAGAACAUGUGUAUCCUGCUACAGAGUGUAUCACAAUAUCCAUUCGAUUGGUUUCUCUUAAAAUGAUGCACUUGGUUUCUAAAGUUAGUUCAGAUGAGCCUAGUGCCUGCUCCCUUGCAUUACUGUCAGCUGCUUAUAGUUGUUUUAAUACUAUAUUUUAUUUCCUACUUUUUUUUCUAUAAUCCUGACACUUUGCACAUAUGAAGCAUAUUAUUAUGGUUGAGUGUGAAAAUGUUUGUAGGAUACAUAUUCUUUGAAUUGAUUUUAAAUAUUGUUAAGGUUAAAUAUUGUUAUUAUACAAAUAAUUUAUGUAUAUUUUGAUAUUUGUGUUAAAUUACUUGGUUUUGUGCGCACGAUAUGGGUCCCAGUCCAUAGUACAAUAUUUAACCCAUUAAGUGCAAUUAUUAGGGGGCUGUGUGGUCCAGUGGUUAAAGAAACAGGCUUGUAAUCAGGA